This is a messenger RNA of Heterobasidion irregulare TC 32-1, 1683 nucleotides long. RefSeq names its product serine protease S53. The transcript is spliced from 10 exons. Gene Ontology annotation, biological process: proteolysis. NCBI's taxonomy places the organism in Eukaryota, Fungi, Basidiomycota, Agaricomycetes, Russulales, Bondarzewiaceae. Gene Ontology annotation, molecular function: tripeptidyl-peptidase activity; serine-type endopeptidase activity. The record is from RefSeq and is a predicted model, not a curated record. The coding region runs from base 1 to 1683 and encodes 560 amino acids.
AUGCUGUCUAAUUUUGCGGUUCUCAUUUCUCUAGUCUCAAUUAUCGUCGCAUCGCCAUUCAUGCCACACGGCAUGAGCUUGCAUGAGAAGCGCGAUGCGCCCCCGCAUGGUUUCGUUCCAAAUGGGGUUGCACCUCCCAAUCAUAGUCUGAGUCUACGUCUGUCACUCGUACAGACCGAUCCGAAGGGUCUCGAGGAUAUGCUUUACGCCGUGAGCACGCCUGAUAGUGUAUCAUACGGCCAAUUUCUCUCUCAAAGCGAGGUCAAAAAGUUCGUCGCACCCUCACCAGAUAGUAUCAAGCAGGUUGCAGACUGGCUUGCCGGUUACGGUCUGGAAGCGACUCCCGUAUCUCCCGCCGGAGAUUGGCUUCAAAUUGAUGUAACUAUUGAACAAGCCAACACUAUGCUCCAUGCGAAUUUCCGCACAUUCAAGGACGAAGGCACAGGCCAAGAGGUAGUGCGCACACUCAACUAUUCUCUACCUGUAGCACUGCGUGGCCAUCUUGAUUUUAUUCACCCAACAAUCACGUUCCCGACUCAGCUGUAUGGGCCGCCGCUGUUGGUCCCAGUGCCAAUGGAUGGAGCAGAGACUGUAAUGACUAGCCCCUCACGCAACUCUAUACCAGCAUCAUGUGCGACGAAGAUUACUCCCGCUUGCCUUCAAGCCCUCUAUGGGAUUCCAACCACGCGUGCCACUCAGUCCUCGAAUAAAAUGGGCGUGGCGAGCUUCCUAAACCAGAACGCGAAUAAUGCUGACCUUCGGACAUUUUUGAACAAGUUUAGGCCUGAUCUUCCCAGUAAUACGACCUUCCAACUAGAGACACUGGACGGUGGUAUGAACGACCAAAAGUCCGAAAAGGCAGGAAUCGAAGCUAACUUAGAUGUGCAGUAUACGAUUGGCCUCGCGUCCGAUGUACCGAACAUCUUCAUCUCUGUUGGUGACCAAACCAACGAUGGCGCUCUAUUCGGAUUCCUGGACAUCAUUAACUUUCUCCUUGAACAAGAAAACCCUCCGCACGUCUUGACCACAUCCUACGGUUCAGAUGAGGUCGGAGUGUCUAGGGCUCUGGCGAACAAAUUAUGCUACGCAUACGCACAACUUGGCGCUCGUGGUACUUCAAUUCUUUUCUCGUCUGGUGACGGUGGUGUUGCCGGUGCUCGACCACAGCAAUGUACGGCUUUUGUGCCGACAUUCCCAUCGGGUUGCCCAUUUAUCACAACUGUCGGUGCUACUGAGUCUAUCCCAGAAACGGCGGCGGCGCUCUCAUCGGGUGGGUUUUCGAACAUUUUUGAACAGCCGGCAUAUCAAGCUGCCGCGGUAUCGAAAUAUCUCGCGCAACUCGGUCGCAUGAACGCUGGUUUGUUCAACCCCAAGGGACGUGCAUUCCCCGACGUCGCAGCUAUCGGCCAAAGAGUCGAGAUCAUAGACGCAGGAGGUUCCGUCCUCGUCGCUGGCACGAGCUGUUCUAGCCCUAUCUUCGCAAGCGUCAUUUCCCUCUUGAACGACGAGCUCAUCAGUGCUGGACGAAGCCCGCUUGGAUUCUUGAAUCCAUUUCUAUACUCCGAAGUUGGUUCCAACCCGGGGUGCGAUACGAAUGGUUUUCCCGCGUUGGUAGGGUGGGAUCCGGUCACUGGGCUCGGAUCGCCUAACUAUGCAGCACUGAGAACAGCGAUUGGGCUCUGA